Mytilus trossulus (common blue mussel) is the source of this 2527-nucleotide messenger RNA. RefSeq lists its product as uncharacterized. The record is from RefSeq and is a predicted model, not a curated record. NCBI's taxonomy places the organism in Eukaryota, Metazoa, Mollusca, Bivalvia, Mytilida, Mytilidae. The coding region runs from base 14 to 538 and encodes 174 amino acids. The transcript has 3 exons. Gene Ontology annotation, biological process: positive regulation of voltage-gated potassium channel activity; sleep; regulation of synaptic transmission, cholinergic.
GGUAAAUAUCUAGAUGUCGCUUUUAUACUGGUUUACUUGGCUUCUACUGUUGUUAAAGGAAUCUAUAAUUAGGGUACCAGUUUUACAGGAAAGCGCCAUCAUGGAUAGGUUGUAUCCAACUUUGCUUUUAAUUUUUGGUUUUGCAGCUCUAUUUCUAUUUCAAACAGGAUUUUCUUUCCGAUGUUACCAGUGCAAUUCAUACAUGCAGGAAGAUUGUGCAGACCACUUCAAUAAUCAAACAUGGCAUUUAUCUGAGUGUGCAGAAAAUGUUACAAUGUGUAGAAAAAUUGUACAAGAAGUUUUUUACAAUGAUGAAUGGCAGUUACGAUACGUCAGACAGUGUGCCCCUAGUGGUACUGUAGGGGGUGAUGAAGGUCGACGUUGUAUGGAAAAAACUGGAACAUACAAGGUGAAAGUGCGGAUUUGUCAUUGUGAUAAUCAAGAAGGUUGCAAUGGUGCAUCUAAUUUCCACAGCAACAUUCACAUCAUUGUAUUGCCACUAAUGACAAUUUUAUGUGUAAAAUAUUUGUGGACAUGAUAAAGAAGUGCUACAUCAACAUAUGUUAAAACAUUGUGAAUUAGAAUGGAUCUGAGUAUGAAAGUGAAGUCCCUUCCAAGCCUUGCUGGGUAUCAUAUUUUGAUUACUACAAAUUGAUUUAAAAAAAAUAGAAACCCACUAGGUGAUCUGUAAAAGCUUGUUCUUUUUAGUUAACUUUUUAUGGGGUUCUCAGACUUAUUAAAUCUUAUAAUAGCUAAUUUUGAGAUUAAAUUCACAUAUUUACGAUUGUGCCUUGAAAAAACAUACAAAACCAUGUUGAAAAUACAAACAAACCCCUCCUCCCAAAAAAAACCUGUUGUAACUGGGGAUUUGGAUUUCAUGUUAAUAUGGAAAACAUGGGAUUUCUUCUUAAAUUAUAAUUGAUGAAUUAAUGUGAUAUGCCUGUUUUUGUAAUAUUUAAUAAUUCUCUGUUCAAAAUUUUCUUUGUGGUUCAUGACAUGUUUGAUUGUUGUACAUAAUCCAGUAGCUUUAUUUUCAUCAAAGACUUAUCAUUCACUUAAAUCAUUCCAAUCGGAUUACAGUCAAGAAUCAUUCCAUAUUAUGUAUAAAUUUCAUAUGUAAUAUUGAUAAGGAAAUAAGAAUUGUAUCAACAGAUUCUAUUAUGAUAUAUUUAAAGCAUAAAUUACUGGAACUAGCUCUCAAACCAUUUAUUUGUAAAUACAUAACCUCAAAAGUCUGUUAUAAGUACUAUUGUUGUCCUUUUUAGUUUUCAUAUCACACUCAUGGCUGGUUACAUUGAACAAUGAGGGUGGUAAAGGGGGGUACUGAACACGGAAACACGAGAAUUAAAAAUCGCAAAAACGAUGCACGAGAAAUAAAAAUCGGGAAAAACGAAGCACGAGAAAUAAAAUCGUAUAUAUUAAAGAAAAUAUACCAAAAGUUAUUACUCAGCCAUUCUUGGAGUCCAUGCAGCCACUUGAUUUUUUUUUAUUUAAGAAUUGAAUGCUUCUUUUUGUAAAUUUUUUGGGGUGUAAAAGCGUUGACCGAAGUACAUUUUGUAUGGAGCGCGGAAGCGCUUCAUUCUAAAAAUGUAUGCACGGUCAACGUUUUUACAACCCUAUAAAGUUACAAAAAGAAGCAUUCAAUACUUAUAAUUACAUUUUUCAGCUAGGAUAAUGAAAACACGAUUUUUAUCAAGUUUUAUUUAAUUCACCUGUGCAUUUUAUUGUGGGACCUCGUGUCAUCAUGCAUGAUGAAUUGUAUUGUCUCAUGCAAUUGCUUACGGAAUAUAAUGUUAUGCGCAGUUAGCCAAUCAGAAUAACGUAUUAUAAUGAAACAUACAUCUAAUGUAAUUAUUAUCAUUUAUAGUUACCAUUCUACUUUUGCAAUAUGUAUGGUAUUAAUAAAGUCCAUCAAAUGUGGGACAUGCACGGGAAAUUAAGAGCACCGACACGGAACACAGAUAAUAAAAAAAAGAGAAACACGAAGCACGCAAAUCGAGCCAAACACGAGAAAACGAGAAAUAAAACGUCAAAACAUGAAAACAUGUGAAAUAAAAAGGCCGAAAACGUUGCAUGAAAAUAACCCUUUACCACCCUCAACAAUGUGUACAUAGUAAAGUCUUCAAAUCAAUAAAUGUAAUUGAAAGAAAGAAUACUUUGACCUGAAAACCAAUAAACUUUAUAAUAGACCACUGGUCAUUUCAGGUUAAAUACUGCCUAAAUUAAGUUUUUGAAAAAGAAAUGAAGAAGUUUUACCUUUGCAAUUAGAUUACAAUAAGACACAAAGUAUAAUUUUAAUCUGUUAUAUAAUUAUUUAUAAAAUUUUACUUGAACUGACCUGUUGAAUUAGAAAAUUAUAGAUAUUUAAAAAACAUUUAAUGAAAUAUUUGAUUCCUCCUCAGGUAUGAAUUAUUGUUCCAGAGUUAUGUGAAAUUCUGUAAUUGAGGUUGUGCCAUUUGUAUUAUAUACUUUUUAUAUUUUAUGCUGUAAAUAAAUCAUUUAUAAUAAAUAAAAUAUUUUACAAACA